AUGGGGCAUAUAUUGUCUAUGUUGUACAAUGUACUUGAGUAUGCUGUGAAUGCUGUGUCAUUUUGGCGCCCCAGUGAACUUCAAUGUUUGAUAAAAGAUGUUGGCCUAGAUGCAGUCAAGUGGACCAAAAUAUUGAGGGAAGUGUUAGGUGUAAAUGACAUUUCGCAAUUGAAGGCUAUCACACAAAACGGAGCGGAAAUUCGAAAGGUAUUUGAACGUGCAGAUGAUUACGAAGUAAGUGGGCUGCAUGAAUUGCUCAAUAUUCCUCAAGAUGAAGAACAACCAAUCACAGAUUCAGAAAAUAAAUUAUGCAUGAGGCUGAAGGAGCUAGGAUUGAAUGAUCGUCAUUGGUUUAACAUACUGAAGACAAAAUUUGCAGUGUCAAAAAUGGAAUCAAUCAAACAUAUCGGACUAGAUUGCUUGAACGAAUUAAAACAUGUUUGUCAAACACGGAAUGAGAUAGUACAACUUCAAAACCUUUUUGGCAUACACAAUGAGUAUCCUUCAUUUGUAUUGCAUUUUGUUAACAUAAGAAACCGUAUUAGAUUAGUUAACGAAUGCAUUAAGCAAAUCGAGUCAUUUCUCACAGAUGGAAAAACAAGGUCUUGUAAAACUGUUCAUGUCACUGAGCAGUCAUUAAGAGAAAUCCUGCAGAUACCAUCAGCAAACUGGAUACGGCCAAACACCUCUCUUAAAAAAGUGUUACGAGAUUUGUCAAAAUUGGAAUGUUAUUUAGAGGCUCAGGAACCUACUUACAAACUGUCCCUCACAAGUCUUAUUCGAACAGCUUCGAGUGGGAGUUGCUUAAAAGGCGUUCUUUACACAGGAAAUGGAAUUUACGCUUUUCCCUCAGACAAUCUGUUAAAAGUUCCUUCAAAGGUUGUUCUUAAUGGACCAAAUUUACCGAAUACAGAUAUGGUUAUGAGUGGAAGUAAAGAUCAAGUGAAAUCAUUCAUUGAACAUGCCCACACAUAUGGAUAUAUUUCUGGAUCUGUGAAUCUACCUUCCAAAAAAGGAAAAGACAUAUCAACUGUGAAAAUGAAACAAUUUCCUAUUGCUUCCUUUACAUUCAGGAAGGAUGAGCUGAGAUUCAGUGAUAGUGCCCAAGAACAUCUUAAAAAAAUCAAUUCCAUGAGAGAGGUUGACGAAAUCAGAGUAAUGGAGUGCUGUAAAGAGUUUCUUAACACUUACGGAUCUCACAUUUUUCAAGGACCUAUUCAUUUUGGUGGAAUUCAAUGGAUUACUGCAGAAACUACACAGGCGGUCAUUGGUGGGGAUGUUGGUGUGCAAGCUAUCAAUCUACAAUCAAUAGAAGCAUUUAAGGAGGCACCAUUUGGCAGAUUUGCGUUUAAUGUUGAGUAUGAUGCUGGCAAAAUAAAAGGGAAAAUUAGAUCACAAUACUCUAGGUGUGUUGUGCUGACGACUACGGCCUCAGGUGGUCAUAGAACAUUUUCUUAUUUUCCAACGUGGAAACUGGGAAUGUCAGCUGACAUUAAAUCUUGGAAUGUAAUCGACCGAGGAACGGAAUUUCCUGUUGCGAUUUGGGAAAUUCUAGAAAAUUCCAAAAUUCAAAAUGCUAAAGCAAUAGGACAUUAUCUAUUUAAAGCUUGGGUGGAUAUGUCAAACGUUUACCAUAUCUUCACUAUUUCAUCUGAAUUAGAAGCUCUCAUAAAUGAGGUACAUACAUACGUAACAUCUUUAGAAGAUACUGAUCGCCAAUACUUAUUUCUUGAAAAAAUUCUUGAUAUAAAAGGGAAAGUUAUCAAGUGUACCAGAAGCAUUAGAGCAUGGUCCGAUAUUUUUAUUGGAAGCCAAGAUUUUGAUAUUAUUAUUUUUCUAAAAAAGUUCACAAAACCUACCAAACAGGACACCCUCGCCGUUAUUUUUAAGAUUAUCAACGACAACGAUAUGUUAAACCAGCCGUGUGUAUCAAAUGACAAGCUUAAUGAAUAUUAUAAGUGGCAGCAACUACUGAAACCAACAGAAAGAAAUGGUAGAAACACCAAAGACAUCUCCGAGUUCAGCGAUUUUGCUCUUCUUUUGGAACAAGCAAUAUGGGAUCUUGAAUUGAACGGACAUCGCCACCAAACAAUAUCAAAUGUUGCAUCAUACCUGUCGAGAGCAGUAAUUCGACUUGUUGAUGUUUUUUAUCGUCAAAAUCGCGUUUCAGAUGCUAAGCUUCUCUUUGCAUUAGUAACACCAUUGGGUUUUCAUGAAACGAUAGGAUUUCUUAGUACUAAACUUACUAUCGAAGACGUUACAAACCUUGAAGUUACUAUUAAAAACAACAUUUCCAUAUAUGCAAAAUUAAACGACAAGCAAAAGAUAUCUAUUUUUAUUAUUUCGGUUUUUUUGGAAAUGAUAUUGCUAAACGGCGACUGUAAUAAUUUGAAACACAAACUUCAGAAUUCAACAACUUACCAGGACUUACCAGAAAAAAUCAGAGACAAAAUAGACUCUUUGGACAACAAAGAUCCUGAAAAUUGGAGAGAAAUCUUAUUAUAUAUUCAUCAGUAUUAUGAUCAAGUAAGUGACCAUGAUCAAGAUAUGACCUUGCACAAUGCAUUGUACAAAGCUACACACUCUGACAAAGGGAGACGUGGAUUAAAGACAAGUAUUCCAAAAGCAUAUGAAUUAGAGCCUGACUGCCUUAAUAUUUUUAAACUGUUGGGUUUAAAACAAUAUUUUCCUAAGAAACUAUCUCGUCAGGAGGCUCUCCUCGUUUCACAAAAUGUAAUUUCACGUGAUCAUCUUCGAAACAGCACAAAUACUUCAAUGUAUGUGUUGCAAAGUCUUAUGGUAUGUAACUAUGAGGGACGAUCUUUCGAAGAAAAACAGAGAGCUACAAAUUUUUCCGGCAGAAGAAAGCUUUCAGUACUACUAAAUACACCUACAGUGGUAGAGGAGAACAGCGCAACGAACAUACAAGUUAAUCCUGCUGAUGUACUAAUCGCAUUGUUCAUGUGUGCAGACAAUUUCUUAAGGCAGGUAAUUAUGGAGAAACUAACAAUGUGUCAGUUUAGUGUACCUUUGCUUCUCCCAAUAAUUAUCGACGGUUGUCAAAAGUGUGAAAUGCUUCUUUGGGCGACAAGAACCAUCAAAAAACAAUGGAAAACAUGCUCAGGAUCAUCGUGUGAAAGAUCGAUGUCUAUGCACCCUCUGUCGAUCGUGUCUGCACUUCGCAUUGGCAAGCUUGGUAUAUCCAAAUCUAAUAUUCUCAACGCUGUUAUCAACGAUCAAAAACAUGGUGUCUUCUUUCAUUACGGAAGUAACGGUGGAACUAUAGAAAGAACCCUCUCGACCGGCGUAUUAGAAAUGACAUGGUACCUUCCAACUGGUAGAGACCAAGAUAAAUUCCCUGACGCUCUAGCAAUGAUGAAUUUACGAGGGAAUGCAUCCGAACUUAAGCAUCAAACAACCUUCUUAAAGGAAGUGUCAUUUGCAACUAUUGCCUUCAUCACCUCAGACGUGGUUGAUAAACAAGAAGUUGAUUUACUUGAGUCCUUGUACCAACAAAAUGGCCACCUAAUUCUUGUAUCGGAAGGAACACCUGGAAAACAUAUGAAGGACUUACUUCUUUCAUUGGAUCGGCGGUAUUCUGACACUUACGAUCAGUCAAAGCAGGUAGAAUUGAUAUAUACGUCCAGGAAAAAUACCUUGCACGUGAGUAGAGAAAUUGUGAAUUCUUUGAAUGAUAUGCUCUCUAAUGGUCGGUGUGGCGUACUUAAACGGAGUUUAGACGACUGUAAUGUUGUAGCGAGAAAGAUUGGCUUUUACGUUGAUGAAGAUACCCAAGAAUGUGUAGAUGCAAAAGAAAGCGCUGAAGAAACGUUGAAGAGUUUACAGUAUUACACAGGCCACAGUAGUGAUGCUGAUAAAAAGUCAAAAUUGCUACCUUUACAAAUGAUUGCAAUUAAAAUUGCUGAAAGAAAAAGAGAACAAUGUCAACUAAAACAGAAGGGAAAUAUGGUAGUAGAAAAAUAUAUUGCCAAGAUACAAUUAGAACUCAAUGAGCUACGAAUGGAACAAAAAUGUUAUUGUGAAACAUUUUCAAACCUGGUUGAGAUGUUUAUGAAAUCAUUUUCAUAUCCACCGCUAAAGAGAAAGUAUUUCUAUUGCUGGGUUAAAAUAAUGGCAGAUCAGUGUAGCAUUAAUCAACUGCAGCCAGUACGCGAGGAGUACAACAGUAAAUGGAACCAAUUAUGUGAUGCUCUUUACACAAAUAAAAAUCAACACACUCCAGAAACUGAAUUGUUGAAAAGGAAGCUCGAUGAACUCCAUCAGAAGCUUACUGACCUUUCCGUGGGGUUGGAACAUUUUAAUAGAGAGAUUGGACAGAUAUACGAAAUGAUAUUGCAUUUCAAAUUGUCACCGUCCUCAUAUUCGGUUCAGAGAUUUCCCAAUGUUGUCGCAGAUAUGUUACUUGAAGGACAUCCGUUAGAACUAAUGGAUGGUGAUGCGUCGGAUGUUCCUAUAGCUUGGAUAAAGAAUGUUAUGUCGUGCCUUCAAGACAGAAUUGGCAAUAAACACUUGUUCGUGCUUUCUGUAUUAGGUGUACAAAGUACUGGUAAAUCCACUAUGCUAAACGUAAUGUUUGGUUUACAGUUUGCCGUUAGUGCUGGUAGGUGUACGAAAGGUGUUUUUGUUCAGCUAGUUCAGCUACACACAGACCUACAACAAUCAACCAAAUGUGAUUAUAUCAUGGUGGUUGAUACAGAAGGUCUGCGUGCUCCAGAGUUAGCUAGUAUUGAACAUACAAACCGUGUCAAUGAAAUUGCUACAUUUGUAAUUGGUUUAGGUGACGCUACUAUUAUCAACAUAAUGGGAGAAAAUCCAAGUGAUAUGCAAGACACCUUGCAAAUUGUUGUUCAUGCAUUAAUGAAAAUGGAAACUGUAAAAAUAAAACCCAGUUGCCUAUUUGUACACCAGAAUGUUGCAGACGUAACAGCCUCCGACAGAAAUACUGCACAAAGAAGGAAAAUGACGAGAAUGUUGGAUGAAAUCACAAAAAUUGCUGCCAAGGAAGAAAACUGCAGCGAGAAAUAUGAGGUAUUUUCUGACGUAAUAAAUUUUCAAGAAAAUAAGCACGUGAUGUAUAUUUCUAGUCUUUGGCAAGGAGAUCCACCAAUGGCCCCUCCAAAUCCAGGUUACAGUUCGUGUAUUCUACAAGUAAGGGAAAAGGUCAUCGACCUAAUGCAAAACUGUGAUUGUCAAACAAUCAGUGAUUUCAAUCAUAGACUAUCUGAUCUUUGGAAAGCGAUAAUUUCUGAAAACUUUGUAUUCAAUUUCAGAAACACACUCGAAAUCCAGGCGUUUAAUGCUCUUGAAACAGAAUUUGUAGAGCAUUCCCGUACCGUGAGAAGAGAUGCAAUGAUUUGUGUCAAUGAGCUUCGAAUUGAAUGUAAUAAACUAAGACCUUCGGUACUAAAGGUGGACUGCGAGAAAAUACUAGCCAGACACAGUACUACAUUAGAAAAAGCAAUAAAGACAUUCGAAAACAAAAUGAAUAAUUAUUUUGGAUGCAAACCGAAAGCACGUCAAUGGAAAAGAAAAACAGAGUUAAGGAUGAACGAAUUGUGUCAAGACCUGAGAAAAUCUCUAAAGAGUGAAUUGAUGGCGAUUAAGAAAAAGGUUAUUGGUAGAGCCAAAAUUGAUUCUGACAUUAAAACAUAUGAAAAAGAAAUUCUAAAAAAGGCCAAGGAUCUUGCUGACGAGCUUAGAAGAACUACAGAAACAGAUAAGAAUUUUACGGAAGAAAAACUUAAAAGGGAGUUUGAUGAAAAGUGGUUCGAAUGGGUUUCUGAUAUACCUAAUCAAGAUGAUCGCGUAAACAUAACUUCGACGUUUGAAAACAUAUGGCAAGAAUCAUUUCAUGCGAGUGGUAAUAUUGUGAAUGAAAUUUUGAGGGAACGGACAUAUGUUAAUGAUUUGGCAGAGUCAGAUAUCGAGUUGAUAAAGUGGAGAGAUUAUAUUCCUCUUAUCGGUUGCUCUAUAGCCUCAUGUGCUGAUAUUGCCUAUAAUAAUAUAUUAUCAAUAAAGUCAGACUCUGAAAGAAAGAUUGAAACCUUUCCAAGUGAGGGAAAAACGUUCACAGACGAAGUCGGCAGAGUCCUGUUUGACUUUGUUUUAAAUCGACUAAAUGAUGUGAAGAAGACACAAAAGUACAAGUUUAAAAAGAGAGGAUUGAUUCGAAAUACGAUACACAUUCUGUGGUAUUUAUUUGGCCAGCUCAAUCAUCUUCAAGAGACAUAUAGAAGAGAAACUGACCUCAAACGAUACAUGGAAUCACAAAAGGACAGAUUAUGGCAAAUGUUUAGAGAUCAGGUUACUAUUGUAAAAUUUAGUGUGUUUGCAAGUAACGCAGUUUCUCGUGAUCUGACAAAUGCCAUAAAAACAUCUCUUACACAAAAUUGCAUAACAGGAAUCAUAGACCAUGUACGCACAUCCCGAAGUCGAACAUUCGCAAAUAAAAUGAGUUACCAUGCACAAAUAUUGAUAGACUUGGCAGAUGAUAAGGAUUUUAAGGCAUUCCGAAAAUACUUGGCAGAUCCGUCAAGAUUUAUGGAAAUUAUGAUAGGACACAACUUGAGGGAAUUCUGCACUACAGAAACAGAAGAAAGGGAAACUGUCUUCGGGAGAAUAUAUUCCAAAAAGGUCACUGAACUCUUCAGCAUAGCAAGAACAGCAAUCCAUGAUACUUGCAGAAGCUUUGCCUCGACAUGCACUAUGGGCGCUUGGUGGUCGAAAUUACUUAAACAUAUCGGGAAUAGAUUGGACUUAAAACCUGAAAUAGGUUUUCUUAACAACGACGACUUAUUUGACGUGAAAGAGAUGUAUGCUAACCUUUUAAUCGAAUUUAAAAAAUCUGAAGAAGAAAUGGAGGAAGCAGUCAAUUUUAAAUUGUUCACUAAACUGAUUGAACCUUGUAAACAGUUUUUUAAAAGAGAUCUCCUCGGUUGUCUUAAAUUAUGUCCAUUUUGUAAUGCACCAUGUGACCUUCAAUCUGGUGACGAAUAUGAUGACCAUCGUACAGAGUACCAUCGACCACAAGGAGUGGCUGGGUAUCAUUGGGAAUUCACUAAGAAGCUUAAUGUCGACGUAUGCACAUCAUCUGUAAUGACAGAAAACAGAUUCAAAAAUAUAGACACUGAACACAAAUGGCAUCCUUACAAAGAAUACCAAAGUGUUAAUGAAUACUACAAAGCCUGGAAAAUCCAGCCGAUAGCAGCAGGGUCACAAUUGUACUGGAAAUGGUUUAUGGCAACCUACAACGAAGAACUUGCUGAAUACUAUGAUUGUAAACCAGGAGAUAUUCCAGAUGAAUGGGAGCAAAUUAGCUGGGAAACAGCAAAGGCCGACAUGAUAGACACUUACAAUCUAUAA
Messenger RNA from Anneissia japonica, 7383 nucleotides. Its product is annotated as interferon-induced very large GTPase 1-like. Lineage: Eukaryota; Metazoa; Echinodermata; Crinoidea; Comatulida; Comatulidae. Gene Ontology annotation, molecular function: GTP binding. The coding region runs from base 1 to 7383 and encodes 2460 amino acids. The transcript has a single exon. The record is from RefSeq and is a predicted model, not a curated record.